Molecule: messenger RNA, 3183 nt
Organism: Ustilago hordei
Lineage: Eukaryota; Fungi; Basidiomycota; Ustilaginomycetes; Ustilaginales; Ustilaginaceae
Exons: 1
Coding region: 1-3183 (1060 amino acids)
Molecular function (GO): metal ion binding
Source: RefSeq, a predicted model, not a curated record
AUGGAUCAACCUCAUGGCUACGGCUCGUGGACCAUGCAGCCAAACAGCAACCCGGAGCUGCCAUGGCAUCUCGGGCCAAGCGACCCUUCGCAAAACAUCAUGCAGACCUCGAUGCCCUCGCUUUACGCCUCCUCCGCCUCAUCAUCUUCUGAUCCUGCUGUUUCGUCCAUAUACCCAGGCUUCGUAGGAAAUCACCACCACUUCUUUCAACAGCACCAACAGCAGCAGCACCAGCAGCAGCAGCAGCAUCUCCUACAACACUACCAGUCGUCCCAGUAUCCGCAACAGCAAGUGCAGCAAUACCAAGCAGCAGCCACCUCUCUACCCUCCGCAUCGACAACGCAUCAUGACGAUUCGAUCUCAGUCGACGCCGCAACCAUACGUGGACUACAGGCGCUCUUCCCCGACGCUGCCCCCAACAUGCUCAGGGACGCCGCGCUUGACUCUCAUCCAUCAAUGGCGGUGGCACCUUCCUAUUCGCAGCAACCCUCUCAGCAGGACGUGUACAGUGCUCAAUCGGAUCACACGCUUGCCAAUGCCUUGGACUUUACGAGACCAUCUUCUGCGCCUCAACAAGCAAUUCCGAACCCGCUGUAUGCUUAUCCGCAGUCUGCCUCUCCCUUACCGCCAGCGUCGAACCAUGUAUCAAACACCCCGCAAACAAACAAUGCAACGCCACAAGCACAAGCAAACGCAAGCGCAUCGGAUCCACAACCGAACAAGAAAGCGACAAGCACCAAGCUGCGUCAAUCGGAACUCACUUUCCUUCCAGGCAUUGCCUCAUCUGUGAGCAAAGAAGCACCUCGGUCGAUCCCUGCGCCCAUCGCCAUCCCUCCGACUCAAGCCGUGUCCGAUCUGGCAUUCGAACCCACCACACCUCCGAUCCCUCCUGCCAAAGCAUUGGUGACCAAGCCAACGGCCGGUGGAGCAAGCAUCAUUAAUGACCUCACCAAGGCCAGUGCAGUACCUCCCGCUAGCGUCGACAGUUUAUUAUGGACCAAAGCAAAGCAGCCCUUGUCUCGCUUGUCGGUCGAGCGUUGGCCCGAAGCAUCAGCACGCCAACUUGUGCAAAUGCUUUGUGCUGUCGACUCGGAUGGCAAGUUCCGAAAACCUAUUUCAACGGGCGCCGAAGUGCGCAAGACGAUCCUCGAGACCUUGAAUGCGAUUGCGACUCUCGAGAAAGGUCGAGGUUUCACUGAACACGGUCGCAAAAAGUUCUUUGGGAGCUGGAUGUCGAUCCCAGGAGGCCGUCAUGUCCUCGCGACCUGGUUGAAGCAGACAGUCCCGCCCAAGAAGGUGUCGGAAGGCACUGCAGACAUGAGUCGACGAUACAAAGAGACGCUGAUACUACUGCUCAGCAUUCUCGACUUUGUUGACAUCAAGAAGGCCUACCUCACCGACGAAGCAGGUCUCGGCAAAGCUAUCACCGGCGUCUCGCUCCGUGCAGUGGAUCCGACGGCGCGCAAGCUGGCCGAAAAGCUCAAGGCAAAGUGGACGAAAGUCAUCGACGAGGAAGAGUCGACCAGACGUCCUGUCUCGACUUCUGCCUCGACUUUUGCCUCGACUUUUGCCUCGACUUCUGCCUCGACUUCUGCCUCUACUGCUGCAUCCUCGUCGUCGUCGACGGCGGCCGCCAAGCGAAAGCCCAGGGAGAACUCAGGUACGAGUGAAACGAGCACAAAGCGUUACAAAAGCGCAGCAUCGACUCCUUCCACCGCAUCAGGCGCUCGAACGACGACAACGGCCAAAUCGACGAGGGCUUCUGCCGCAAGCAAUGCCAAAUCAGGACUACCCUUCUUCGCUUCAGGCACUACGAUCAAGAAACCUGCAGGUGCGACCGGCGCAUCAUCCAGCGCGGGCAGUAGUCGCGCUGGUUCAGACUCGUCUUCAGCUGGAGGUGCUGGCAGGAUGAAGGCGCAUCAAAGCGUCAUGAGCCUGAUGGACAAGAUAAGCGGUGGAAAUGCCAGCGAUCGUGCCGCUGCGGGAAGCAAGGAAGGAGAAGGAUCGUCUGCUAGUGCUCAGGAGAAGAAGAAAGUCAAGAAACGCGUUAGCUGGAAGGAUGACAGCGAGCUCGUCGCAGUCAAAUUGAUCGAGCCAGCAGACUACGGUCAAGACGAGGAGGAAGACUUUGCCGAGACGGCGGCUCAGACGGCAGCGGUGGAUGGGCAUGACGAGGGUCUUGCUCUGCGCCAGUCGGUCAGCACGAUGGAAGAACAGAUGGACUGGUACGAGCCACGAGAGGUGCUCGUCCCCAUGAUUGUUUACGAACCUGUUGGAAGCGAAUCAGUCGAAGGUCCCUUCCAGACACAACGCAAUGCACAAUUGGAGGAGAAGGUCUACCAAGAAGGGCAAGAGCCUGAAAGUCCGGAUGAGAGCCAGCUCAAACAGCCUGGCUCGACGUCUGACACCCCAGCAGAACUCAAAGAUGUCGAAACUGUCGAGAUUCCAACGCCUUGGAUGGACGAGGAGGUGGAGGAGCGCGCAAAUGAAGUGGAGCAAACAGGGCAUAUCGGUAGCGAAGGCGACGUCAAGAUCGAAUCAGGACCUCUGGCGACUGGGAUCGACGUCGGCGCGUUGCUUGCCAACAUUAAGCCUGUUCUGAGUGCAGCAAAUGGCUUGUCGGCAGGCCCAGGGCGAGCAGCAAGUUGGACAUCCACAUCUGCUUCGAGCUCAGCGUCCGCAGCUCCACCCAGCUUCGACGCCAAUCAGAUCCGUUCGCUCUUGGAUGCGACCGAGGGAAGCGGGCCCACUUUGAACGCUGUAAAUGCGGCAAUGGCCUCUCAGAACAUGACGAGCGGGAAUCUCUCUGCAUUGCUCGCAAGUCUGUCCUCUACUGUCAAUGGAUCGCAGGCAAGCGCACCGUCAGGCGUUCAAGGCGGAAGCAGCGGCGGUGGCUGGGAUCAAAGUCAACACGCUUACGGUGCCGGCGCAAACAAUCGCGUGCAAGAAAGCUACCCGGGCGAGUACAAGCGCGACUACACGCAGUCAUCGUCGCAACACUAUGGACAAGCGUCGCGUUUGUACGAUUACCACAACGCUCAGUCUGGAUGGGAGAGCGAAGGACUGACCAACUAUGGCGGCGGCAGUAGCAACUACGCAGGCAGUUCGCACACGAGGCCAUGCAAGUUUUUCGCACAGGGCAACUGCUUCCGGGGCGACUCGUGCCGUUUCCGACAUGGUUGA